AGGUGGGCGAGAUGCCCGCCAGCGUGCUAUCCCCUGGGGAGCAAGAGCUGAGACUUCCUCCGUACCCGCCGGCAGCCACCCGCCACCCUCCCACCGCCACCAUGGUGCACUGGACAGCCGAAGAGAAGCAGCGCAUCACCAACAUCUGGGGCAAGGUCAAUGUGGCCGACUGCGGUGCCGAGGCCCUGGCCAGGCUGCUGAUCGUCUACCCCUGGACCCAGAGGUUCUUCUCUUCCUUCGGGGACCUCUCCAGCCCCGGUGCCAUCGUCAACAACCCCAAGGUCCGCGCCCAUGGCAAGAAAGUGCUCACCUCCUUCGGCGAAGCCGUGAAGAACCUGGACAACAUUAAGGGAACCUUCGCCCAGCUGUCCGAGCUGCACUGCGACAAGCUGCACGUGGACCCCGAGACCUUCAGGCUCCUGGGUGACAUCCUGGUCAUCGUCCUGGCUGCCCACUUCGCCCAGGACUUCAGUCCCGAAUGCCAGGCUGCCUGGCAGAAGCUGGUCGGUGCCGUGGCCCAUGCCCUGGCCCGCAAAUACCACUAAAUCGUCAGCAGGACCGUCCCGGCAGCGUCUUCCCGCAGCGUGUUGUGCACCAGCUGACACCCUGCUCCGGAGCUGACCGCCUCUAACAGCCAAAUAAAGCUCAUCUUGUGAAGCC
Molecule: messenger RNA, 660 nt
Organism: Egretta garzetta (little egret)
Lineage: Eukaryota; Metazoa; Chordata; Aves; Pelecaniformes; Ardeidae
Product: hemoglobin subunit beta
Exons: 3
Coding region: 12-545 (177 amino acids)
Biological process (GO): hydrogen peroxide catabolic process; oxygen transport
Cellular component (GO): blood microparticle; hemoglobin complex; haptoglobin-hemoglobin complex
Molecular function (GO): oxygen carrier activity; oxygen binding; haptoglobin binding
Source: RefSeq, a predicted model, not a curated record